CAGCUUCUUCAAACUUACCUAAAGCUUCUCCUUUGAAAUACUAUAUGUUGAAGAAGAAUAAAUUUGACUCUUCGCCCUCGUACAAUUCAAAUACUUUAUCAUCAUCUCCUAAUUUAUACAGUCCAAAUGGGAAAUCUCCAACGCAAAUGAAAAAUUCAAAUGCAGUGUUCUUAUCCUCAUCUCCGUUGAAAGGAACUCCCUUGAGUGCUCCUCGGUCAAACCAAAUCUUAUCUCAUCAUAAUAAUUACGAUGAUGAAAUUGACUCUCCAACUAAAAAAGGUGGUAUCAAAAAUUUGAAAUCCUCUCCUUUAAAUCAUCAAACUCCUAAAAUUAAUUUAGAACAGGCUUCAUCUCCAACCACUACACCAAACACUUUGGAUACUGCUUUGAAACCUUCUCCAUCUUUAAGUAACUCUUCAUCCCUGAAGAAAAAUAAAAACGAACAGACUACUCCAACCCUUCCUAAAAGACAGCUCCAUACAAAUCCCUUACGUACCCCAACUCAAUCUAAGAAUUUCAAUACCGAUGAAGAAGGUGCAGAUUUAUUAAUGUACUUGGCUACUUCUCCGUCUCCUGCAAAACCUUAUCAUUCUUCUAAUAAUACUCCAAGAUCAAAUGAAAAGUUACCACCAAUUUCCUCAGUUCAUAAUCAAUUAUCAUCCAAUAAACAACAAAAUCAAUCUACCAAUUCAUUCCCUCCUCCUUUAACUCCAAAACGUCACAUUACAAAUACUACUAAAACUCCUCAAAAUAGAUUAACUCCUUCGAUUAAUCUUUUCAAUAACUCAGUAAAUAAUCAAUUGAAUCCAAAUGGUGGGUCGGGUUUACCAUCUUCUGGUUUAACUUUGACUCCUGCAGGAUUCAAUAUGAGUGACUAUGUUUUCUUUACUCCUUCCCCAGGCUCAGCAAAUAUCCAUCACAAUAAUAACUCCAAUAACAAUUCUCUAAGUAUACUAAACAAUAAGAAUUUCUUGAAAACUCCCGAUUUCAACACCAUGAUGAGUAAUUACGGCGUCUUACAAAGUGGUGGAGGUCCUCAAGUAAUCGGUAGUAACUUAUCUAAUUCUGCUACAGCUAAUAUUCAAGACAAGAAUGAUUCAAAUAAACUGCCUGUCGAUGGUAAAAUGAUUAACUUUGAUAAAGAUGGGUUGUUUGGAAAUAAUCUGAAUGAUUCCGGCAAGGACUAGAAGUUGGUUUGACUUGUGGCUUCCUUUGUUUGUUCUUUUUUGGUUAUGGCUCAUUUGUAUUAUAAGUGGUAUUUCUGGUUCGG
Molecule: messenger RNA, 1270 nt
Organism: Hyphopichia burtonii NRRL Y-1933
Lineage: Eukaryota; Fungi; Ascomycota; Pichiomycetes; Serinales; Debaryomycetaceae
Exons: 1
Coding region: 45-1187 (380 amino acids)
Source: RefSeq, a predicted model, not a curated record